Solanum stenotomum is the source of this 321-nucleotide messenger RNA. RefSeq lists its product as uncharacterized. Lineage: Eukaryota; Viridiplantae; Streptophyta; Magnoliopsida; Solanales; Solanaceae. Bases 1 to 321 code for a protein of 106 amino acids. The record is from RefSeq and is a predicted model, not a curated record. The transcript has a single exon.
AUGGUUUCUCAAGAUCCAAAAUGGACCCAUGCAAUGCAACAGGAGAUAGAUGAUUUAGAGGCUAACCACACUUGGGAGUUGACUACCUUGCCUGUUGAUCAGAAAACUAUAGGUGCUAAAUGGUUGUAUAAAAUCAAGCAUAAAGCUAAUGGUGAAGUUGAUAAAUAUAAAGCUAGAUUGGUGGAUAAAGGUUAUACUCAAAGAGAAGGCUUAGACUACCAUGAGACCUUGUCUCCAGUUGCCAAGAUGGUCUCCGUUCGGACUAUAAUCAGUGUUACUGCUUCUAAGGAAUGGGAUUUCUUUUCACAUGGAUGUAAGUAA